Molecule: messenger RNA, 609 nt
Organism: Psilocybe cubensis
Lineage: Eukaryota; Fungi; Basidiomycota; Agaricomycetes; Agaricales; Agrocybaceae
Product: EKC/KEOPS complex subunit
Exons: 4
Coding region: 1-609 (202 amino acids)
Biological process (GO): tRNA threonylcarbamoyladenosine modification; telomere maintenance via recombination
Cellular component (GO): nucleus; EKC/KEOPS complex; cytosol
Source: RefSeq, a predicted model, not a curated record
AUGGAAACUCUUCAAUUUCCUCACUUCCAGUCACGAUCUUCUAGAGUACACUUUGCACUGUUCAGAAAUGUAUCCAAUUCUUCCGCCAUAAAAUCGCGCAUCAUCGAAGCCUCGACAAUCGAAGGAGAUCCAGGCGAAAUAGCACGGGAGGCGGUCAAUUUUGCGUUUAUCAGCGCUCGUCUCAUCACGAGCAGGUUGCAUUUGGAGACUGCCAUUCACCAGGCAAUACUAGCUGACUCGCAGAAUGGGCUGCGUACAAAGACAGUCCAUUCAGAGAUUUUGUACAUUAUGAAUCCUACGCAUAAUAUUACUGAGGCAAUCCGACGCUUUGGGGUUUCAAACGAGGAUAGUGAUUUGAUACUCGUUCGGGUAGAUUCGCCAGACCUCAACUCAUCAGAUGUGGAGAAGAAGAUGAGGGAGGUUGUUUCCGGGGAUCUGGUUGCUUUUUCUGAGCUAGAAAAGGUUACAGACUGGGCCUCUGUAAAAAAGUAUUUCAAGCUCAACAGCGAUGUAGCCGUGAAAGGAGCUGCAGGGGAUCCUACCAGAGAGAAGACAAUUGUCGAUAAUAUUGUCAUCAGUUUUGUGGCCAUGAAAAAUGUUAUGCAAUGA